Messenger RNA from Malurus melanocephalus (red-backed fairy wren), 6897 nucleotides. RefSeq names its product vascular endothelial growth factor receptor kdr-like. Gene Ontology annotation, cellular component: signaling receptor complex. The record is from RefSeq and is a predicted model, not a curated record. Gene Ontology annotation, molecular function: transmembrane receptor protein tyrosine kinase activity; ATP binding. Gene Ontology annotation, biological process: multicellular organism development; cell surface receptor protein tyrosine kinase signaling pathway; positive regulation of kinase activity. Lineage: Eukaryota; Metazoa; Chordata; Aves; Passeriformes; Maluridae. The coding region runs from base 31 to 3444 and encodes 1137 amino acids. The transcript is spliced from 26 exons.
CCYUCCUCUGCAGAGAUCAACUUCAAGAGGAUGGGCUGGGAUCCCAGGAGAGGCUUUGUCAUCCCGUCCCACUCCUUCGUGUACUCGGGGAUCCUGACGUGCUCAGCCCACGUCAACGGCAGCGUCUUCAACUCCUACUACCUGGCCCAGAGACUGGAGGGCAGAAUACAGAACCUGGCUCUGAAGGCAACUCCCAAAAAGCUGCUGGUGGGAGAAACCCUCCAUCUGGAGUGCAAGGCAGAGACCUUCAUCAACGGGCGCGUCGAGUUCGUCUGGACGUGUCCCCGGGGCAGACACCCUCACCCCAGGAGAACGAUGGACCAGAGCGAUGUGGUGUACAAAGCUGGCAGCAGCCUGACCAUUGAAAAUGUCACCAUGGAGGAUGGGGGGCUGUACAUCUGCAGGACUGUCAAUGUCACCAGGCUGGAGGCCAAUGUCACCGUCACGGUGUACGAAAAGCCCUACAUCACGGUGUCCCACAAGAAAGGGCCCUACUAYGAGAUCCCCUCAGGACACAAGGCCCUGAAGCUGGCUGCCAAGGUGGACGCCUUCCCUCGGCCCACUGUCACCUGGUACAAGGAUGGCAAACUGAUCAAGGACAACCACACGUGCUACGAGCCAGAGCCACUGAAAUACCGCCUGGGGAUCCGGGACGUGAGGCCAAAGCACGCGGGGAAYUACACCAUGGUGCUGAGCAACCCCAAACACGGCCUCUACAAGAACCUCACCAUGCAGCUGGUGGUGACAGAGAGACCCAAGAUCUAUGAGAAGGAAACAGAUUUUGACAAGAUUGUGCGGGUGGAGUUGAGAAGCAAACACAAAAUCCAGUGCACAGCCAGUGGGAAUCCCGAGCCCAGGAUCGAGUGGAAGUGGCAGCCCUGCAACCUCACAGGCACCCUGUGCAAUCCCGAGGGGCAAAAAGUCAUGGUUCAGGAGAACACAGUCCUAGGAGGAAACAGGAUCAGGAGCAUCAAGAGCAGCCCCAUAAGGCACGGGGAUAAAACCAAGAUCGUGAGCACCCUCACCACGGAGAACAGCAGCGCCUCAGGAAUCUUUUACUGCGUGGCCUCCAACAAGGUGGGCGAGGAGGAGCGCAGCGUCGAGUUCUAUGUGUCAGAUGUGCCAUCUGGGCUGCAAACAGCCCCGCAGGUCACAGCCAUCGUGGGGAAUGACGUGCAGCUGACCUGCCGGGCCUCCAGGUACAUCUACACCCACCUGGGCUGGUUCUACCCCUCCUCAGAGCCGGCUCCCGGCCACUCAGUGCUCAGGAAAAUGGGCAAAUAUUCCAUCUCCGUGACUCUGCUGAUCCCCAAYGUGACGAGGGAGCAGAGUGGGCUGUACAGAUGCCGAGCCCAGAACCAGCACAACAGCACGGACACGCUGGAGCAGCGCUCCCGGCUCCUGGUCAGAGCCAAGGCAGCGCCCUACGUGAUCCAGAACCUGACRGACCUGGAGGUCAACAUCAGCGGCAAGAUCCUGCUGGAGUGCAAGGUCAGCGGCACCCCCGAGCCCCUGGUCACCUGGAGCAAGAACGGCUACCCCAUCUCAGCUGCCUCAGGAAUUUCCAUGGAAAACAACACCCUGGUCAUYGAGAGAGUGAAGAAGGAUGACGAGGGGCUCUACGAGUGCCGGGCCUCCAACGACUUGGGCCAGGACAGCACAUCAGCCUUCAUCAAAAUCCAAGGUUCUGAGGAGAAAUCCAACAUCGAGGUGAUCAUCCUGGUGUGCACCGGGCUGGCUGCCACGCUCUUCUGGCUCCUGCUGACCCUCUUCAUCCGCAAACUGAGGAAGCCCGAUGCCACCGAUAUUAAGACAGGAUACCUGUCCAUCAUCAUGGAUCCCGAGGAGAUGCCUCUGGAYGAGCAGUGUGACCGCCUGCCCUACGACAGCAGCAAAUGGGAGUUCCCCAGGGACAGGCUGCGCCUGGGUAAAACACUGGGUCAUGGUGCUUUUGGGAAGGUGGUGGAGGCGUCUGCUUUUGGCAUUGAUAAAUCUUCAACCUGCAAAACAGUGGCCGUAAAAAUGCUGAAAGAAUGUGCAACUACUAAYGAAUGCAAGGCUUUAAUGUCUGAGCUGAAGAUCCUCAUCCAUAUAGGACAUCACCUGAACGUGGUCAACCUGCUGGGAGCCUGCACCAAAGCUGGAGGUCCUUUAAUGGUCAUAGUGGAAUACUGCAAAUAUGGAAAUCUGUCCAACUAUCUAAGAGGGAAACGAGGGGAUUUCAUUGCAUACAAGUCCCAGGAAAGCUCAGACCAAGCCGAGAAAAGCCUGGAUGAGUCCAACAGUGACUUAACUGAGCUGAUCAAGAGGCGUCUCGAGAGUGUGGCCAGCACAGGCAGCUCUGCCAGCUCAGGAUUUAUUGAAGAUAAGAGUUACAGCGACUCAGAAGAUGAUGAAGAAGAUGCUGAGGAUCUGUACAAGAGGCCCCUGACUCUGGAGGAUCUGAUCUGCUACAGCUUCCAGGUGGCCAAAGGCAUGGAGUUCCUGGCCUCCCGAAAAUGCAUCCAUCGGGAUCUGGCAGCCAGGAACAUCCUCCUCUCUGAGAACAACGUGGUCAAGAUCUGUGACUUCGGCCUSGCCAGGGACAUUUAUAAAGACCCCGACUACGUCCGGAAGGGAGAUGCACGACUUCCACUCAAGUGGAUGGCUCCAGAAGCUAUUUUUGACAAAAUUUACACCACGCAGAGCGACGUGUGGUCUUUUGGAGUGCUGCUGUGGGAAAUAUUUUCUCUAGGUGCCUCUCCAUACCCCGGAGUGCAGAUCGAUGAGGAUUUCUGCCGGCGGCUCAAGGAGGGGACCCGGAUGAGAUCUCCAGAAUAUUCCACCCCYGAAGUCUACCAGACAAUGCUGGAUUGCUGGCACGGAGUUCCCACGGAGAGGCCGACGUUCACYGAGCUGGUGGAGCGCCUGGGGGAUCUUCUUCAGGCCAACGUGCAGCAGGAUGGCAAAGACUAUAUUCCACUGAACAUCACCUUGUGUCCAGAUGGAGAAUCCAAUUCCAAAACCUGCCCUGUGGAAGAAAACUUGAACAACGGAGUGAAUCGCUGGAGCGCAGUGGAAACUGGCAACAACAGCGAGAAGAGACCCCUGAGUGUGAAGACAUUUGAUGAGGUGCCAGUGGAAAAGGAGAAAGUGAUGCAUGAGGAGUCGGACAGCGGAAUGGUGCUGACGUCAGAGGAGAUCAAAAGCCCCAAGAGGUUGGAAAUCCGUUCCUGGCCCUAUGGGAUCAUGGCUCUGGCGAGGAGAGCUGUCAGCAGGAGCAAGGAAUCCAUCCUGUCUGACCACGAGACAGUCAAGUACCAGCCAGCAGUGCAGGUGGAAGAGGACACCAUGGACUUCCCGCUGGAAGACUCGGUCCUGCUGCCCAUGGAUCCCAACCUGGAAUGCCACAGCCCACCCCCGGAUUACAACUCUGUCAUCCACUACUCAGCCCCCCCAGUGUAACCAGUGCCCCCAGCACGGGCUGCACCUCUCAGCCUUGCCAGGCUCUCCUGGGUGAGACAGAAGGGAAUUCUGCCAGGAUAAGGCUUCACCUGUUUCUUCUGGUGCAUCUUGGAUGUGAUUAGAAACAAUUUAAAAGCAUCUUCUCUCUUCUCUUUGAAGUUCUAUUGCAUUAUGUGCAGUGAAUUAAGAACAUUCUGUCUAUCAGAGUCGUAGGGAGGAGCUGUCACCCCAAACUGCUGUGUCUCCUUCCCCCUGGCAGGGUCUGUCCAUUGGCAUUUCCAAUCCACAGGUUCCUGCAUUCCCAUUUCACCCCAUAAGGGUCUCGCAAAGCUGGUUGGGAACACAAGAUUCAAGAUCCUGGCCCUGCACACAUUCUGCAGGGAUUGGUUAGGAUCUUUUGAAAUCCAAGAUAUUUUGGUUGCAAUUUGGAUUUAAUAAUGCCCACUGCCCAGAGGACACACUCCUAAAGCUGGCAUGGCUCAAGGAAAGCUAGUAGCACUGGUGUGCCUGCUCUUUUGGGCCAGCGAGGUUAAAUCUGGGUUAAAUCUGUGUUAAAUCUGUGUUAAAUCUGUUAAAUCAGCGUGUUAAAUGUGUCAAAUCAGAAUUCCUGAUUUCCCCUUGUUCAAACAGCAGUUUAUUUAGCAGACAUGUAAUAGGGAACCUUGCUGGGGAUGCGUCUGUAAUGGUUGCAAGGCAAAAUCACUGCCUUAAAUAAGAACCUUCCUAASUCAAGCAGAAUUUCCCAGCUCACAGUAUUUCACAUAGGUUUGUGUGAAUGUGCAUAAAAUACUCAUGAACAGCACGAGAGUCACACAGAAACUCUCACACACCCUUGAGGCACCACCAGCAGGGCAGCAGCAUUUUUAUGUUUCCUUUCUGCAAYAGGCUGUUUACUAAAACAACACACUCAACAAAAAAAGCAUUUCCUCUGGAUUGUGUGGCAGUGCCCCAGGGUUUGGCCCKGGGAAUACUUGCCCUUGCUAAGCUGCAGGCCUGUGUGACACACAGUGAUCUCUGUCUGUCUUGCCAAGGUAAAUCCUGGUAUCCUAUUCAGAUCUGCAUCUGAACCUUCCUGGGUUCAAGGUAAUUCAAAGUUUUUGUUGCAGCAGCACUGAAAGGAUCAUGAAUUCUCACAUGUGAGAGAUUCACAGUGGGUUUCUCCCUGCCCUGAAGCUGUGUGUGGCAGGGACUGCCACAAGUGUGCCCAGGUGCCCUGUGUGCCCUGUGCAUCAUCACAGCAGCCUCCAAAAACAGCAAAUAAUCCUUUUCCUUUCACGGGCUCUGUAACAAUCAGAGUCGGCUUUAAAAAUUUAGGAAGGGAAAGGUCUCUAGGUUGCAAACAGAAAAAGCCAGGAUGAGCAAGAUGUUCAUUGACAGCGAGGGCUGUAACCUCCUGAGUUACAAACGGAUCUAUAAAUGGCUCCCUGGGCAGUUUCCUCCAAGCCCUGCACAGCCUUUCCCUUUUCUUCCUUGAUUUGACUUCUUCAGCGAAAAAGGAGUUUUUCUUCAUGAUUCAAACUAGAGGGGGAUGAAAUGCAGCCCUCUCAGAACGAUGAUGUUACCUUGGCAAAGACAGCUGCACGCCCCCGCAGCAGCGCAGGAAGCUUUUCUGGAUGAGUGCUUGAGGUGGGCUGCGCUGAAGGAAUCACAAACAAGCCUCAGGUAUUAUCAAAGGGGAAAACAUCUCCAAACCCCACCCCACAGUAACUGUGAACGCUCGAGCAUCUGAAGGAUGGGCUCUGGGGAACUGCACUGCUCCUUCUCCUUGACUUCAGAGUCGAUUUUUCAUCAAAUUAUUAUUAAUUAUUAACCUGCAGUCCCUCCAGAGCCCCUGCUCAUAGUGCAUCUGCCAGACAAGUGUGGGCUGUAGUUGCUUCAUGGUCAUUUUGCACUGCUUUGUAUUGUAGUAGCUGUGUAUUAAAUUGAGCUGGUCAUAGAAAAGCAGAAACUACUGGGAAAGAAUUCAUCUGAUGAGCCCCAGAAAGCUCAUUGGAUUGGUUUUGUAUCAAACACUAAUUAGCUAUCUAUAGCUCUGAUCAAGUAAUCAAUCACUUCUUGUGGAAAUAAGUUAUUGAUGAGGCAAAAGGCAAAGAAGGUACAGCCAGGGUGUGUGGCUCUGCUGUCGAUGGCCUCAGUUGGAGAUGUUCAUUACUGCACCUUGAGCUGGAGGGGGAGGAAACGGCCUGGAAAAACCUUUGCUUAUGAAUUUUCAAAUGUAGGAACAAACCCUGCAGGUGUGUUCUGUUUUGAGGAAGAAUGGGGGGCUCURCUGGCUGAGCUGAGCUCGUGGCUCCCCUCUCUGCAGGAUGAGCUGCAGGGGUUUCUCRGAGAGCAGAGGCACAGGAGCGCCUUUGGGGAGCGGGACCCCGUGGACUGGGGGAACCAGGUCCCUUCUGGCUCUCAGGAACACAUCAGCCUUCCUGGGUCACCCGACAUGGGCUGAAACAGGGCACAGGUUCCAGUUCUCCAGGUGAUUAAACCCUUGCUUGCACUGACAACCCCCAAAGCUGAGGGCUCCUCUGCACUGGCAGAAUGGAGAACGUCCUGAGCAGAUCCUGUGGCCACUUCCCCUCCGAGUGUCCAGUGAUGGAAGGGACUGACUGAUGUUUGGGCAGCUGUUUCCAAUGUUUGUUUUGAGUGGAAAACGUUUUUUCUCCUUAUAGUAAAUGUAACAAGCAAAAGUAUUGCCUGAAAAGUAUUAUUGAACAUAUUGUCUUCUAUUUUAUUUACUAAUAUUUUGUUUGUCCUUCUCUCUCCUCCCCUAAUUUAAUUAUUGUUCUCUUCUUCCAAUGAUGUAUAUAGUGUACCCUGUAGCAGCAAAUAUAGGAUUCAUUUAUCUGGUAAAAAAUUUGUAACAUUUUAGUCCAAAGAGCAAGAGAUAGCCAGAUGUAACAGAGUUAAGUAUUGUACUAAACAUUUCACUAAUGCUUGCAGGCCAGGCUCCCGUUUACAGUGCCCCACUAGUGCCAUGGCACAGCAUCUCCCUGUGCUGGGAGUGUCUCUGCCUCUCACUCACUCUCCACGUUAUUUAGUUUCAGUUAGGAAACAGGAAUCUGGAGGAAUCUGGCAGGUUUAUCUCAUUCCUGAAAUGUCACCACGUGCAGCUCAUGUGAAAGGAGAGGGAUUUCCACUGCCUGGGUUUUAAUUGGAGACUGGUGGAUUGGCUAGAGGAUUAGAAGGGGGGAAUUAUCGAAAUGAUGUGAUGUUUAUUAUUUUGUCAGACUUCUCAGGGAUUCUUACUCGACUCCUGUCUGCCAGCUGCUUUCUCUAACCUGAGCUCAGUGGGAUCUGUAUUAACAUGUACCUUUGUUUCCUUUGAUGGUGCUCUCUCCUGCUGGCUUUGUGCUCUUGGGAGCCCAGAGAAYUGGGGCAGAGGAGCUCAGAGCUCUCCACAGAAUUGUGUUGUCUCCUCUCCAACAAUCACYUCCCCUCAGGUGUCCAAGUGCCUUMACC